Molecule: messenger RNA, 2368 nt
Organism: Protobothrops mucrosquamatus (brown spotted pit viper)
Lineage: Eukaryota; Metazoa; Chordata; Lepidosauria; Squamata; Viperidae
Product: signal-induced proliferation-associated 1-like protein 1
Exons: 5
Biological process (GO): regulation of small GTPase mediated signal transduction; activation of GTPase activity
Cellular component (GO): cytoplasm
Molecular function (GO): GTPase activator activity
Source: RefSeq, a predicted model, not a curated record
AAUAGCUAAGCCUGCCUGUCUGAGCAUCAGCAUUUCCUUUCUGCAGUGUUCAGAACUGAAGAGAAAGGGGGAACCAUCUUGCAUGUCCUCUGCUGUUGGAUGGGGUUUAAAGCGAAUAUUGAAGCUUUGACCCUCAGUAUUUUUGAUUUUGGGGAAGAUGACUGCUUGAUAAAAUGGAUGAAUUUCAAUUCCAAAGAAGUGAAAAGUGACUGAAGAACAGCAUCUUUAGACCAUUUGCCACUAAAUUAAAUGAUCACAACUGGGAUCUCAUGCACCCGUUAUACUUUCUAGAGGAUCUUCUCCAAAAGAGAGUUUUACAUUUAAAAGGCGGCAAUGAGUGUAUUUUCCUUUGGCGCUUACUGAGACUAAACACACUUUCUAAUAAUGACCAGCUUGAAACGGUCCCAGACUGAAAGGGCAGUUGCCACCGGAAUAUCAGAUGUUACCCCUAAGAUACAUUCAGAUGACUUUUAUAUGAGACGCUUUAGGUCACAGAAUGGUAGCUUGGGAUCUUCCAUGAUGGCUCCAGUGGGCCCUCCACGCAAUGAAGGAUCACAUCAUCUUACUUCCACACCUGGAGUUCCUAAAAUGGGAGUUAGAGCAAGGAUUGCAGACUGGCCUCCAAGGAAGGAGAAUGUCAAAGAAAACAGUAGAUCAAGUCAAGAAAUGGAUACAUCAAGCUGUCUGGAUAGUAUGUCCUCAAAAAGUAGUCCGGGUAGCCAGGGAAGUUCAAUUAAUUUGAACAGUAGUGAUUCUGUCAUGUUAAAGAGUAUCCAAAACACACUUAAAAGCAAAGCAAGACAAUCUGAGAACUUAGAUUCUAGAUUUCUUACACCUGAUGGUUACCACAGCUCCCCAAGAAAAGCUCUUCGUAGAAUAAGACAGCGUAGUAAUAGUGACAUCACCCUAAGUGAGCUUGAUGUGGAUAGUUAUGAUGAAUGUAUCUCACCCAGUUACAAAUCAGGACCAUCAUUGCACAGAGAAUAUGGCAGCACCUCCUCAAUAGAUAAGCAGGGUACCUCAGGGGAAAGUUUUUUUGACUUGUUAAAAGGUUAUAAAGAUGAAACGUCUGAUCAAAGAGGUUCAGCCUCCAGCAAAUUUGGUGAACUCCUUAUAGCUAGUGGAAGUAAAGGUUCAGGAUUUUCUUUGGAUGUGAUAGAUGGACCCAUUACUCACAGGGAGAACCUUCGAUUCUUUAAAGAAAGGGAGAAACCACUGAAGAGGCGUUCAAAAUCAGAGACAGGAGAUUCUUCUAUUUUUCGCAAGCUGCGUAAUGCCAAAGGUGAAGGAGAUCUUGGAAAGACUUCAGAUCUAGAAGACAGCCGAUCAGAGGAUAGUGUCAGGCCUUGGAUGUGCCCCAAAUGUUUUGCUCAUUAUGAUGUUCAAAGUAUAUUAUUUGAUUUAAAUGAAGUGGCAGUUAACCGGCAUAAUGUUAUAAAAAGAAGGAACACAACUACUGGAGCUUCUGCUGCUGCGGUUGCAUCGUUAGCUUCUGGACCAUUAUCCCAUUCUGCAAGUUUUAAUUCCCCUAUGGGUAGUACAGAAGAACUGAAUUCCAAAGGAACUUUAAAUGUGGACCAGGGAGAUGACAAAAGCAAUGAUCUUGUGUUGAGUUGCCCGUAUUUUCGUAAUGAGAUCGGUGGGGAAGGAGAAAGAAACAUCAGUCUCACCAAAUCUAACUCUGGAUCCUUUAGUGGCUGUGAAAGUGCCUCUUUUGAGUCUACUCUUAGCUCUCAUUGCACAAAUGCGGGAGUGGCAGUACUUGAAGUACCCAAGGAAAAUCUGGUGUUGCACUUGGACAGAGCUAAGAGGUACAUUGUUGAACAUGUGGAUCUCGGUGCAUAUUACUAUCGGAAAUUCUUCUAUCAGAAAGAACACUGGAACUACUUUGGGGCAGAUGAAAACCUUGGUCCCGUAGCUGUCAGCAUCAGAAGAGAAAAACCUGAGGAAAUAAAAGAAAAUGGUUCCCAGUUUAGCUACCGCAUUAUUUUCAGAACCAGUGAGCUUACAACGCUAAGAGGUACUGUCUUGGAAGAUGCAAUACCUUCAACUGCAAAGCAUUGUACAGCCAGAGGGUUGCCCUUGAAAGAAGUCCUAGAACAUGUGGUUCCUGAACUAAACAUCCAUUGCCUGAGGUUGGCUUUCAAUACACCUAAAGUCACAGAGCAGCUUAUGAAACUCGACGAACAAGGGUUAAGCUAUCAGCUGAAAGUGGGAAUCAUGUACUGCAAGUCUGGGCAAAGCACAGAAGAGGAAAUGUACAAUAAUGAAUCAGCAGGCCCAGCCUUUGAAGAGUUUCUUCAGUUGUUGGGAGAACGGGUUAGACUUAAAGGAUUUGAAAAGUAUCGUGCCCAGCUAGACACAAAGA